This is a messenger RNA of Xenopus laevis (African clawed frog), 22052 nucleotides long. RefSeq names its product lysine methyltransferase 2D L homeolog (gene kmt2d.L). Gene Ontology annotation, biological process: chromatin remodeling; positive regulation of transcription by RNA polymerase II. Lineage: Eukaryota; Metazoa; Chordata; Amphibia; Anura; Pipidae. The transcript has 55 exons. Gene Ontology annotation, cellular component: MLL3/4 complex; nucleus. Gene Ontology annotation, molecular function: histone H3K4 methyltransferase activity; histone H3K4 monomethyltransferase activity; transcription coactivator activity. The record is from RefSeq and is a predicted model, not a curated record. Bases 1339 to 19449 code for a protein of 6036 amino acids.
UUGGCCAAACUAUACAACUAUAUAUCAGCUGACAGGCAGGUUAAAAAAGUUGUCUUUUUUUCAACCUAACUUACUAUGUUAUACUGAUGAUAUGAAGGUUAGUAGGACACUUGGGUCGAGGAAUAGUUGUGCAUACAGGUCUGGGAGUCCAAAUAGGUCCUGGCAUUGCAAUUACAGACGCCAGAACAGCCCACUAAACAGAGACUUUCUAUGGCAUUUGCCAGGACCCACAGAUUCCCAGUCCGGGCCUGUGUGUAUGGAAAGAUACCCGAUAUAAAACCGAACUCUUUCCCUUUUAACAAGGAAAUGAACAUGUCGCAUCGUGGCCAUUGUGUGUCCUCGGCCGAUCAAGCCGUUGCAUACAGGUAGUGCCCACACUGUACUGUAGGGUCAAAUACAUUUGCUGGAACACCAGAAAUAAAAACAAAGGAAAGAGAAUAUAAAACACGUGCGACGUGAGACUAUUAGGCGCCUACAAACUUUGCGCACAAGUAGCGACACCGAAUUAAAACCAGCGCCGCUAAUUGUACUCGUUUUAACUAGUCCCAGCGCUCAAACAGCCCAGUGACGUUAAUUCCAUGCAGACUGCGGAAACGUAGGGAGAACGAGAGACGUUUUACUGUGCACCUAUUCGAGAGCGCUUUGUGGCGAGGCCUUAUGCUCCAACUAAAUCCACAGGCAUUGCCCCAACCCCUCCUGAGGACACCUUUCCCUCCCACGUGCUUUCAUCGAGAGCGGCGCGGCAGUGAAGUGGUUAAUCUCCCGGCGGAAGCAUCCUGUGCGGAGCCGCGUCACUGCAGAGUCACAUCCCGAGCGGUCGCGCGUAUCCCUCCUCCUCCUCCGCCGCAGCAGCAGCGAUAAUAAAUCCCCGGUGGUGAUUGUGGAUGUAAAACCCCGGUACGGAAUAUCUGGUGAGCGUCGCUUGGUCGUAGAAAUUGGAUAUGUUUUGUUAGUUUACCCGGACUUUUCUUCAAGGGCUAGAAGUGGGGCCUGCGGCCUGAGCGCUCGAUUCGGAGAUAUUCUCCCGGCUCAGCUGGACUAUUUUUUCUCCGGGCAAGGAAGAUGGCGGCCGUUCCCUGAGAUUAGCGGCGGCGGGUAGGCCUAGAGAGGCGGAAGCGACAACAAGAGAACGACUUUGGAGACACCCGAUCGGACUAAGCCAGGGCAUGGACUGAAAGAGGCCGGGAGCACAGCUCGGGGUGCCCAGGUUCCCCUACCUCUCUUUCCCGGACUGUGUAUCGGGUGACGGGGGUGAAAUGCUACCCCGGUGGGGGUCCUGGCUGCCCCGGCAAUUGUAAAGGUCUCCCGGCACGGGAGGAUCACAGAUUUGGAACAGGAAUGGAUGAACAAAAGGCAUCCAGCGAGGACAAGGAAUCUGAAGCAUCUGCUGAUGAAAAUGCUUCUGAUGGGGCCUGUGAAGCAGAAGGGGGUGAGCCCAUUAACCCUGCGCAAUCAAAUCCAACUGACGUGGAUGAGGCUCCUUUAGUCCCACCAUGCAUCAGUUCCAAAAACAGGAGCUGUGCUCUUUGCAACUGUGGAGAGUGGAGCCCUCAGGGCCAGCGGGAACUUCUGCGUUUUAACCCUUCAACAGACCACCCAGUGCCGAUUCCUGGCCCCAUUCAGGUGCAAGAAACUUCCACACAGAUUUCAGACCCCUCUAUAAUUGGCUUUGAAGAGGGUGUGUCACCUGCACAGCUCUUUGAACCUACAGGACACUGUUGGGCUCAUCACUGGUGUGCAUCCUGGUCAGCAGGAGUAACAAGUGUUGAAGGGACUGGACUGAUCAAUGUGGACAAAGCUGUAUACUCAGGGAUAUCACAGAAAUGUGAAUACUGUAAUCGAAUGGGUGCUACCAUUCAGUGCCACUCGACAGGGUGUUUGCGCCGGUACCAUUUUCCCUGCGCAGCUGCGAGUGGAUCCUUCCAGUCCAUGAAGACCUUAAAACUGCUGUGCACAGAACAUCUUAAAGAAGCUGUUUCAAUGGAUGACUCCCGUUGUGUGCUGUGCGACAAGCCUGGUGACCUCAUAGACCUCCUCUUCUGCACCAGCUGCGGGCUGCACUAUCAUGGCGCCUGUCUGGAAAUCACAGUCUCGCCACUAAAACGCUCAGGCUGGCAAUGCCCUGAAUGUAAAGUGUGCCAAACCUGCAGGCAGCCAGGGGAAGACACAAUGAUGCUUGUUUGUGACGCAUGUGAUAAGGGAUAUCACACCUUUUGUUUGAAACCAGCUAUUGAGUGCUUGCCCACUGACUCAUGGAAGUGUAAGACCUGCCGUGUUUGUCGCCUAUGUGGCUCUCGGACAGCACAGAUGAAACCCGGCAGUCAGUGGUACGACAAUUAUUCAGUGUGUUCAAUAUGCCAAGAGAAGAGGAAUCAGGCAGAAACUUGUGUCUUGUGUAGUCACUCUCUGCCAAAAGAGAAGUGUCCCAAUUGUAGCAAUGUCCAUCAAACAGUUUGCGCACAGGCUGAUGACUCUACUCCAUGCAGUGCUGGUUGCCCAUUAACUGAUAAACAGUCGCUGCAGGAAAAUGGCAGUGAGAUCUCAAACACGAAGCUGUCUGAAUGUGAAGCCAAACCACUAGGGAUGUCUGAGAUGAAUCUCGAUCCCCUUCAGAAGAAAGUUUCAUCUGAAACACUGAUGGAGCCUAUAUCACAUUCUAUGUCUCUGGAGGAUCUUGUAACAACAGAAGAAGAUGGUCCUUCCACUUCAGACAAUGAAGCUGCUGAGGCACCUCCUGUGGUCACAGAGCAGUUAAGGGAAAAAAGCCCACCCCCUUUGAAAGCUGAACUACCACCUCUAGAAACAGCGUCUGAUGCUUGUGAUUUACUUGAUGAGGCUCCUGUGCUGGUCACUGUGGAAGAUGAAGAAAUGGAAACUGAAGAUACAGAGACUGGGUUUCAGGAGGUGCAAAAGGAAGUGACUGGUUCGGUACUUGUUAACUCCAACAUUAAGACUGAUUCUCCUCCUUUAGUAUCCGAUGCAUCCCAGGCAUGUGCCUCAGUAACUGAGGGCUCUGACAUAAGGCUUACAGACACCACUCAUCUAGCUAGUGAGUCUUGUCAGAGUCCUUCGAAGACAACUAGCUGCUCUCAGCAACUAUCUCUUUCAGACUCUGAAAUGACUGUUGAGUCUGAGGAUCCUCCCUGCCACCCUAAUACAGAGAUGUUAAAUGCUGACAGUACAUUUUGUCAAGAUACAAUUGGGGGCUACUCUACUCGCAAAGAGCAAGGGCCACGCAGACCUGUUCUUAUAAAGUCUGACAUUGUAAAUGAGAUCUCUAAUUUGAGCCAGGGGGACACCAUAGGUAGCUAUCAUGGCUCUGAUGCACUAGGUUCCCCUGACCCUGAGGGCGGGUCCCUCUCUAUGGAGAUGUGUUUGCAUAAAGAGGAUGGAUCCUUGCGCAUGUGCAAUGACUCUAUAACAGAGACAGAUGAUUCUCUGCUCUAUGAACCCUCUGGGGGAAAACUAGAUGCAGAAAAGACUCGUCGAAAAAGCUCACCAGGGCGAUCAAGGGUUAAACAAGGUCGAAGUAGCAGCUUUCCUGGAAGAAGGCGACCCCGUGGGGGAAGUGGUGCUGGAACUAGUCGAGGUAGAGGAAGAUCACGACUUAAAUCUACAGCCUCUUCCAUAGAAACUCUUCCGGUGCUAGAUGUGGAAAGCUCUCCCAGCAAAGAGGAGGAGGAGGAGGAGGAGGAGGAAGAAGAUGAUACAAUGCAGAACACAGUUGUGCUUUUUUCCAACACUGAUAAGUUUGUGCUUAUGCAGGACAUGUGUGUGGUAUGUGGCAGCUUUGGUCGAGGCUCAGAAGGGCAUCUACUAGCGUGUUCUCAGUGUUCUCAGUGUUAUCAUCCAUACUGUGUAAAUAGCAAGAUCACCAAGGUGAUGCUUCUAAAAGGCUGGCGAUGUGUGGAGUGUAUUGUUUGUGAAGUGUGUGGAAAAGCUACAGACCCUUCUCGUUUACUGCUCUGCGAUGACUGUGACAUCAGUUACCACACGUAUUGCCUAGAUCCACCACUACAUACAGUGCCCAAGGGUGGCUGGAAAUGCAGAUGGUGUGUGAGCUGUAUGCAGUGUGGUGCAGUCACUCCUGGAUUUCGUUCAGAGUGGCAAAAUAACUACACACAUUGUGCGCCAUGUGCCAGUCUUGUAAACUGUCCUGUUUGUCACCUUAAGUACUUGGAGGGAGAUCUUCUUAUCCAGUGUCGUCACUGCGAGAGGUGGCUCCAUGCCGUGUGUGAAAAUUUGUUCACAGAAGAAGAGGUUGAACAGGCUGCAGAUGAGGGUUUUGACUGCUCAUCAUGUCAGCCAUUCAUCCCUAAGCCAGUGGUUCCAGCUGUCAUUCCAGAAAGUCCAAGGCUUAAGGAACCAGCUGCUUCUUUUGCAGAACCCCAGUACUUCCGUUUUGAUGGGGUUUGGUUAACUGAUGCAGGCAUGGCAGUGUUGCGAAGUCUUUCUCUGUCUCCAAUUCAAAAAAAGAAGCCCAGGCGGUCACGGUUAUGCACAGGAGGAGAGGUUUUUAUUGAUUGCCCUGAAACGAUGGGGACUGAGGAACGGAAAGAAGGGGAAGUUGAGUGUGAAGAUCAUAAAGCUGAUGACAACUGCAAUGUGGAGCCCAUGGAGUGUGAUAUAAAGACUGAGGCAAUGGGUAGCCCAGAACGUGAAGCAUGUGCAGAAACAGAACCAGUAAAAUGCAUGGAAGAUGUGGAGGAUGUUAAAAAAAAGAAAAGAAAACCCUACAGACCAGGUAUUGGAGGUUUUAUGAUCAGGCAGAGAAAAACUCAUACGAGGACAAAGAAGGGACAUGCUGCAUUUCUUGAGGCCUGUAGAGAAAGCCAGAAUCAAGAUGUUCAUCAAGAUGAUGUAACUGCCCCUUCUGAGACUCCUACAGAAACUUGUCCAGAAACAGGAAUUACAGAGUCUGAUGACAAAAAGAAACGAAGAGGCAGAAAAAAGAGCAAAUUGGAGGAUAUGUUUCCAGCAUAUCUUCAGGAAGCCUUUUUUGGAAAGGAACUGAUAGAUCUUGGCAAGCAGGCCCUUUUGGCAGCCCGUCCAGUUGCUCAGAAGCAAAAACCAGUGCAGGGUGCUACCUUGCCAUCACAGAGCUCAGUUCAAACAUCAUUGCAAAGCACAGCUCCUUCAGGAGAGCCUGUCAUUGCAUCUACUCCUGCAGCACCACUGGAAGAGUUAAACAGCAAUAAAAUGAAGACAGAGAAUACAGAGGUUGCAUCCGAGGCAAAGGUCCAGAAUGUUGCUGCAGUUCCUCACACUGAAGAGAGAAUUACAGUGCUGCUCCCAGAGGCAGCCCUCGGGCCGGAUCUGGAUAAAAUCUCCACGGAGGAACUCCCUAAGAUGGAAAACACAGAUAUACAGCAAAUGUUAAAGGAUGUGCUAGGGCCGACAGAACAGGAGCAGACUCUAAACAACAUCAGUGGACGGUUGGAUAGUUCAUCUUCAGGGGCAACUAACCCGUCCCCACUAUCCUUUCUGCAAGGUGUGUCCCAUCCAACUACUUCUUAUGUAGAAUCUUUCUCGCAGUCUGGAUUUAUGGAGAACAGGAAUUCUGUAUUCAGCCCUGAACACUGUGAUACGGAGAGCUCUUGGACUACAGCCUCCACUCCAACUACACCAACCGCAGAAGGGGAGACUGAUGGCCUAUCCUACAACCAGCGUAGCUUGCAAAGGUGGGAGAAGGAUGAAGAGCUGGGUGAACUUUCAACUAUAUCGCCUGUUCUCUAUGCUAACAAGAACUUUCCUAAUCUCAGACUGGAAUAUCCAGAUUGGACCAGUCGGUGUAAGCAGAUCAUGAAGUUGUGGAGAAAAGUUCCAGCAUCAGAUAAAGCACCAUAUCUGCAAAAGGCCAAAGACAAUCGUGCUGCACAUCGAAUUAGCAAGGUUCAGAGGCAGGCAGAAAAUCAGAUCAACAAGCAGUCCAAAGUAGAAGUUGCACGAAAAAUAGAACGUCCAGUGCUUCAGCUUCAGAUCCCUCCGCAUUCAGAAUCUCAGCCUGGUGCAACCCCAGAUUUUAGGACUGGUGUACAAACUGCACAAGAUCCUUUCCUGUCUAGUGACUCUGUUUUGUCUACCUCCUCAGACUUGUUUUUAAAGCCUUCACCAGCUGGCACACCAGGGGUAGAAUCACCUGGUGAUGUUUUCUUUAAGUUGCCUCCUCCUUCACCAUCCCAGGAGCACAUUAACAGUUCUCCUGCUUACUCUUUGGACCCUCGAUACCAGUCUUCCUUGGGACAGUCCCCAGCUUCUUGUGGGCCCUUCCAGGCAAUGACUGGGACUGAGAAUCACCCUGGACCCAAUGCACAACAUGCAAUUCAGAAGUUUGAUUACCAGACCUCUCACCAAGCCGCCACCCAUCACCAACCUCUUACUCCAGAGCCCUUUAUUAAACCACGUUACCCAGCUGGAUCCCUUGAUAACUUGUCAUUGAUCGGGAGCCCUGGUCCACGGUUAAGCCAGCCAUUUGAGAACUCUUGCAAACCUGCAGAACCAAUGAUGUCUCCAACACGCUAUGGGGAUACCAAGCGUCACUCUGAUGGAAUGCUUUAUCAAAUAAAAAAGGAAGAUGUUGGUUCUCCUGGCUACCCCCACAGUGUUGGGUCUGGUGAUGGAACAGCCGAGAUGAAAUGUGAUGUGUUUAAAGCACCUCUAACUCCCCGGACAUCUCAAAUGGAGCCUCAUAGCCCUGCAUCAUCUCACAGAGAUCCACACCUAUAUACACCAGUGACAUCACCUCAGCACCACUCAGACAUGUACAGGCAAUCCUCUUCUGCUUCAUAUACAGAUCCUUACUCCCAACCACCAUUAACUCCUCGACCCCAAUCAGCAGAAGGGAGCUGCACUUUGAAUCCUCGAUCUCUACCCUCCGAUCCCUUCACUCGUGUCCCAACAAGCCCGCAGUCUCAGGCCAGUUCCCAGUCCCCGUUAACUCCUAGGCCACUUUCGGCAGAUGCAUUUUGCCAAUCUCCAGUAACCCCACGGUUUCAGUCUCCAGACCCAUACUCGCAACCUCCCUCACGUCCUCAUUCUCGUGACCCUUUUGCACCACCACACAAACCUCCUCGACCACAGGUUGCAGAACAAGGUUUUAAACCUUCUGCUCCUCUCUUGCAUACAUCCCCUGUUGGAUCAGGCUACCAGUCAUCCCAGGAGGUCCACCCUAAAUUACCAGUGAAUCAGCAGCAGAAUUCUAUGUUUGCUCGCUCUCCUGGUGCCAGUGUUUUUCCAAAUGCUCAGAAUCAGUUAUGUUUUACUUUCCCCCAUUCACCUGGGGAUAGUGGUGUUAAAAAUUCGCCCUCACACCAGCCUAAUCUCCCAUCUUCCCAUUCAAUGAACACUUUCCAUCCCAACAAGCAUCAGAGUUAUGCCUCUCCCAACAGCAACACUCCCUCUUUCCAUGCAGCCGGCAGCCCACAUUCAUCUGGAAAUAGCAGCACUUCUGAUUUAUAUGCACAGUCUCCUCACAGACCUCCUUCAGUUUUGCCACAAGAACCUACCUAUCAGUCUCCUGCUACUAGCCAACGUCAAGGCCUUAACUCUCCAGCAGAAAAGCAGAGGGAAGAUCUAAAUGGAACUGUUAAUGCACUUGGCACGGCUUCCAAAGAAGUGCCAGAACUUCAGAGCACUCCUGAUCCAGCACUGAGUAAUAUGAGCCAGACAGAGCUGGAAAGACACCGACAGAGACAGAGAUUAAGAGAGCUUUUAAUCAGACAACAGAUCCAGCGGAAUACUUUACGUCAAGAGAAGGAAGCAGCUGCAGCUACACUGAGUUCAUCCCAUCCAGGGUGGAGUGUUGAAUUGAGUGGGCAAAGUUUUGAUGCAGCAGGACGAGUUGCGAUGUACCCUUCUGCACAGGAAAAGGCUAAUCCUUCGGUUAUACCUGCCUCUCCUGGAGCAAGUAAAUCUUCUGCUCAUUCUUUUCCCCAAGAUGAUCGACUAAAUAUGCCUAUGCUUAAUGCAUCUCCUGGGACUUCUGACAAUUCUGGAAGGCAAUCUGCUGAAGCAGCACAAACAUUUUAUGCAAGAGGAUCCUUUCCAGAUCAAGCACAGGUCUGGCAAUCACCAGUAACAUCUCAGAGGUCUCUGACUCCCAACCGGCCUUUACUCACACCUUCAUUGACUAGUGGAGGAAUUGUGCGAUUGCCUUUUCCAGGAGAUCAGAUUAAUUCAUCUUCAGUUACUGUAGGCGGAGCACCUUACAUUGAGCUGCGGCAUCAUGCGCCAAAAUUACACAUUGGUACUCCUUUCCCCCCCCAAAUCUCACAAACCAGACCACGUUUUUAUUUAGCAGGUGAAGGGGUAAAUUCUCCAUUGAUACCUGGGGUUAUUAGAACUGAUGGAAGCACCAUACAAGUGCCAGUGAUGAGAAACCCAUUGCAGCAAAAUCAAAAAUCACUAGCUUCCACCCCUUUAACUCUUUCUCAUGCCGCAAAUAUGGAUGGUGUGCAACAGCCAAUUCAUGCAAAAGGGAAUACUGAAAUAACACCGCAUCAGUCCAAUUUACAAGCACCAGCUCUUUCUGAAGGCUCAAAAGAGGGAACAUCUACUAGUCUCGAGGGUGGAAGAGUCCAUUGUGAUGAUCCCCCGGAACUUGAUGUUGAUUUUGACACACAUAAAGACUUGGAAGAUGAUGAUUUGGCAAAUUUGAGUCUUGACGUGGCUAAAGCAGAUGAUGAUUUAGGCAAUCUUGAUAACCUUGAAACAAAUGACCCACACCUGGAUGAUCUCUUAAAUGGAGACGAGUUUGACUUACUAGCUUACACUGAUCCUGAAUUAGAUACUGGGGACAAAAAAGACAUUUUUAAUGAGCACUUGCGUCUUGUUGAAGCGGAGGAGGAAGCAUUGAUGAAGAUGGAACCCGAUAGCAGUGAUGCCAAAACAGACUGCACUACCAAAAAGUUGGCACAGGAUGUGUCCGUAAAUGCAGUUAUGGAAACAACCAAAGACAGAUUGACUGGUGAUUUGGGACUUGAAUUAAGCCACCUGCCUCAUAGUGGAGGGGUAAAGGUAACCCAAAUUCCAUCUGCAGCUGAAACAAAACCAGUCUUUAGUGGUAAUUUUAAACCAAAAACAGAAGAUGGUGGUCUGAAGACUAGCAAUUGUCAGUUUAGUACAAACAAUCAAGUGUCAGUUAAAAUAGAAUCUGGUCAUGGCCAUGAUACAAAUUUGCUUUGCAUUGGUUUGGUAAAGUCUGCAACUGGCCAUAGUGUAAACACUAUUCAAGAUAGAAAUCAAGCUGUUCCUGUAUUCUCAAACCAAGACUCUGUAAUGUCUGCAGUUGCAGGACAGAGCAGCCUGGUACUUGGGAAGUUUGAGUUAGAUGAUGGUGCUCUUAGUCUGCAGGGUACAAGGCAGUCCCCUAGUGAUGAUCUUGAUAAAAUGGAGAGCUCCCUAGUAGCCAGUGAACUUCCACUUCUUAUAGAGGACCUUCUGGAACAUGAGAAAAAAGAACAGCAGAAAAAGCUGCUGUCAGGACAGCAUACAGAGACUGUACCACAGCACCCUAUGAUUACUCAUCCAUCUUUGGCAGCUCAGUCAGGACCCCAUAUUCAACAGCACCAAGGCUCUCACCAGGCAAAUUUAUUAGGACUUGGACUUGUACCAAGACAACAAGGGCUGAACUCUACUUCCCAAAUUCUAAGUCCACAGCAUCAGAUACAGCAGAGGAUAGCUGGAGCACCAAUCAGCGCUGUUGUGGAUUCAUCUUUUUCAGGUGCUCCUAAUCAAGCUCACUUAUUAGGUGGUCAAAACCUGGUGCAAACUGGAGUACCCCAAACCCAUGGUCUCCCUCCAAAACCUAUGAUUGGGCAGCAAAUUGGAGUGAAGCCACAGCCGCUUGUUAUGCAGCAACAGCAACUGACAAACAACAUAUUUCCCGAUACAGAUCUGGACAAAUUUGCAGCUGAUGACAUCACGGAUCCCAUCGCAAAGGCAAAGAUGGUUGCCUUAAAGGGAAUAAAGAAAGUUAUGGCACAGGGGAGCAUUGGCGUCACCCCUGCUAUGAACAGGCAACAGGUCUCCCUCCUUGCCCAACGACUAGGUGUCCCUGGAGUUCCUGAAUCUAGCAGUCAGACACCUGCAGCUGUAACGCAGGAGAGGUGCAGCAUUGACCCAGCUCAGCCACGUCCCAACCCACCUGCAUUUGUUCAGGGAGUAAUUAAUGAAGCAGAUCAACGGCAGUAUGAAGAGUGGCUGUUUCAUACUCAGCAGCUCUUGCAGAUGCAGUUAAAGGUCCUUGAAGAACAAAUUGGUGUCCAUAGGAAGUCUCGAAAAGCAUUGUGCGCUAAGCAGCGAACAGCUAAGAAGGCUGGUCGUGAAUUUCCAGAAGCCGAUGCAGAAAAGCUAAAAUUGGUCACUGAACAACAAAGCAAGAUUCAGAAGCAGCUUGACCAAGUUCGUAAACAACAAAAGGAGCAUACAAAUCUGAUGGCAGAGUAUCGAAAUAAACAGCAGCAACAUCAGCAACAAAACUGUGGCAUUCUUCCAGUCAGUCCUAAUCCGAACACUCGUGUUCUAACAAAGGCUCCUAGCCAACUCAUUGCAGGACACGGCAUGCCACAAGCAGGGUCUAUACAACACAGUCAGAUGGUUGGACAGAAUAGUAGUCUUCGUAACCUUCAGUCAGGCAUUGCCAUGCAAACACAACAAGGCCCCUCCUAUGUUCAACCAAUACCUCAGCAGCAUCAGGCUCAGGGUGGUAACUCUGCAGUUCCUGGAACUUCCAGUGGCUUUUACCCAGCAGCAUCAACUCUUCACAACCUCAGUCCUGAUCAAAGGGCAAUCCAGGAGAGACAGGUUCAGCAGCAAAGGAUGCAGCUGGCACAAAAACUGCAGCAUCAGGGUUUUCAGAUGUCACCACAAGGAAGUGUCCCUCAGGCAAUGUUGGGCAAACAGCAUGGACUAGUAGGAGAAUCCCAUGGGUUGGUGGUACAGCAAACCGCUUCUCAGCCACAGCAGUCAGUUGCAGGGAAUUCCCUAGCAUCUGUGUUACAGCAACACCCCACACAGCAGAGACAAAUUUUAGUGUCUCCGCAACAGCAGAGGGUUGUGGGAUCCUCUCCAGUAGCCCACUCACAAAGUCUCAUUAGUCAGAGGUUAGUUUUGUCUCAACCACAGCAGAGCAUGCUUGGCUUACCCCAGAUACAGCAUCAAGCUGGUGUGGGUACUCCUGCCAGUAAUUUGGUACAGCAGACUCUAAUUGGACAACUCCCCCCCACCUCCCAAACCAUAACUGGCCAUCAGCAAAAUAUAUUGAAUACGAAGGAUGUUAAUAUGAAAGAAGGUGAAGACACUCCAGGUGAGCAACAGCACCUUGGUCUUCAACAGACCUCAACAUGCAGUCCAGUAGGUCAAGAUUCUAGUGAUAAACCAUCUCGUGAUCAGCUAAACAAUGGUUCAACCUCUUUAAUUAGCCAAAAACCUGAUACUCAACAUUCUGACUCAGUGGAAGAUGUGCAGCAGCCAAAUGAAAAUCUGGAAACAGCACAAUCUCCAUUUUGUGUUACAAGUCCUGUACAACAGCCUGUUAGACAGCAACAUAAUUUGACUCUUCCACCAACGCAGCAAACCGUACAAAAUCUUGGUGCACAUGGAAAGCCUGAUGAUAUCCAUCAUGUUAUUACGCCAGAGACUUUACAUCCACCUUCUGUUGAUACACCACAAAGUGUGACUGGGGAGCAACAGCAAAGUUUGAUACAAACUCAGAGAGUUGUUGGCCACAGUCAGGGUCAGCCACAGGCGAAUGAAAUAAAUAAGGGGGGAGCUGAGCAACAUCUGGUCAUACAGCAGAGACCCUCGCUUGUUAACCAACAGAUUGCACAUGCUCCUAGUUUUGUAGGACAGACAAACAUUUCACUCAUGAAUCAAAUUAGAGCUCAACUUCAGGCCAUAAUUGCAAAAAAUCCACAUUUGAAGCACUUGAAUGCACAACAACAGCAACAGUUACACACAAUCCUCCUUCAGCGACACCAACAAACUCAAAAUCAAGCUCUCAGGCAUGCACCAUUCCAAGAUUCAACAGUACAGCCUACUCCUGUUUCCAGUGGAAUAUCUGCUGAUCAAACAUCACUGAGUGGAAUAUUUCAUGUUCGUCAGAUGCCAUCAUCUGUUGCAGAACAAGUUCAGCAAAAUUAUGCUGAGGAAAAUCAGCCAGUAAAUGUACAGAAGUCAACACCAGAUCAUUCAACUGGAACACAGGUGGCUGGGUGUGGUGCAGUUCAGUCUCAGGAAAAUACAACUACACAAAUUUCACAAAAUAUUGCAAAUUUUCGACAUAUUGGGCACCAGCCCCAACCUCAGCAUAAAAUGCCACAGGUGCCGGGUCAACCGAUAUUGUCAGCUAGUCAGCCAUACCAAAUGCAGCAACUACAUCAGGUGCAGCAACCUCAGAUGCAACAGGAUCAACAAACACAAAUUCAGCAGGUCCUCCAAACACAAAAUCAACAGGUCCUCCAAACACAAAAUCAGCAAGGGCAGCAACUGCAAACGACACAAAUGCAACAGGUACAGUCUCUUCAGAUGCAGCAGGUACAACCAACCCAAAUACAGCAACUGCAGGCUCACAAUAUUCAACAGGUACCAGUACAGCAGCAAAUGCAACAGCAGCCAGUUCAGCAGACCCCACAGCAUCAGAUACAGCAGUUAAAUCAGAUUCAACAGCUGCAGCAAUCACAGCAGCAAGUACAGCAGCAUCAUUUACAACAAUUGCAACAGACACAACAGCAAUUGCAGCAACAGAAGAUGCAGCAGACUCCGCAAAUUCAGCAGCAGGUGGUUGAGCAGACACAACCGUUAUUGGCACCGCAGCAGAUACCGCAGUCUUUGCAGCAGAAUGCUCUGCAGUUGCAGCAAACACAGAAGCAGGUUUUACAACAAAUACAGCAACUUCAAGCAGUUCCACAACAGAUACAACAAACGCAGCAGGUUGUGCAACUACAACAAACUCAGAAACUGCAGCAAAAUCAGCAGCUACAACAAGCUCAGCCGCAAAGCCAGCAGCAGUUACUACAGCAGGCUCAGCGACAAGCCCAGCAGCUUCAGCUGGCUCAGCGGCAAGCCCAACAGCUUCAACUAGCUCAGCGACAUGGGCAGCAACUACAGCUGGCUCAACGACAGGUCCAGCAGCAGCUGCAACAUUUUCAGAAGCAGGUUCAACAAUUACAACAGGCUCAGCAACCAGGUCAGUCCCAGCAUCUGCAACAGGCUCAGCAACAAGUACAGCAGCUUUUACAGUUGCAACUGCAGCUACAGGUACAGCUGCAACAGGCUCAACAACAGCUUCAACAGGUUGAGCAGCACCAGACUUCGCAGCAAGGUCCACAGCAGUCUCAGCAGCUACAGCAGACUCAACCACAAGUUCCACAGCAGCUGCAACUGUCUCAGCCUCAAGUCCAACAACUGCAUGUGUCUCAGCCACAAUCUCAGCAAAAUCUGCAGCUUCAACAGGCCCAGCAGCUGCAGCAAGCUCAACAGUUGCAACAGGCCCAACAGCAGGUUCAGCAGCAACAAUCACAGCAGGUACAGCAACAACUGCAACAAGCUCAGCAGCAACUGCUGCAGCAGGCCCAGCAGCAGGUGCAACAGCAGCAGGUUCAGCAUAUGAAACAGACCCAGCAGCAAGCUCAACUGCUGCAACACACCCAGCAGCAAGUUCAGCAGCAGCAACUGCUGCAACAUGCCCAGCAGCAAGCUCAGCGGCAGCUGCUGCAGCAAGGUCAGCAGCGACAACAGCAGCAGGCCCAGCUGCAAGUGCAGCAGCAGGCUCAGCAGCAAGUUCAGCAGCAGCAGACCCAACAGCAAGUUCAGCAACAACAGCUGCAGCAGCAGGCCCAGCAGCAAGUUCAACAGCAGCAAAUGCAUCAGCAAGGCAAACAGCUGCAGGUCCAGCAGCAAGUUCAACAACAGCAGCAGCUGCAGGUCCAGCAGCAAGUUCAACAACAGCAGCAGCUGCAGGUCCAGCAGCAAGUUCAACAACAGCAGCAGCUGCAGGUCCAGCUGCAAGUUCAACAACAACAGCUGCAGCAGCAAGUUCAACAACAGCAGCAGCUGCAGCAGGCCCACCAAGUUCAACAGCAGCUGCAGGCCCAGCAAGUUCAACAACAGCAGCUUCUGCAACAGCAGGCCCAGCAAGUUCAACAACAACAGCAGCUGCUGCAGCAGCAGGCCCAGCAAGUUCAACAGCAGCAGCUGCAGCAGGCUCAGCAGCAAGUUCAACAGCAGCAGCUGCAGCAGGCCCAGCAACAAGUUCAACAGCAGCAGCUGCAGCAGGCCCAGCAACAAGUUCAACAACAACAACAGCAGCUGCAGCAGUCCCAGCAGCAAGUUCAACAACAGCAGUUGCAGCAGUCCCAGCAAGUUCAACAGCAUCAGCUGCAUCAGGCCCAACAUCAAGUUCAGCAACUGCAGCAGGCCCAACAGCAAGUUCAACAACAGCAGCAGCAAGCCCAACAGCGAGUUCAGCAACAACAGGUGCAACAGCUGCAGCAGACUCAACCUCCGGUUCAGCAGCUGCAGCAGGCCCAGCAAAGCAAAGAGCAGGUUCCACAGCAGCUGCAAAAGUGUGAAGAGCAUCUUCAGCAAAUACAGCAACAUCAGAUUCAACAACAGCCACCACCAGUAGAUCAUAUACAGCAGCAGGAAGCAGAACAGCAGAAUUUGUCUCAGUCAUCACCAUUGUGUCAGCCAAAACAAACAGAACAGCAGAUCCAGAUACUAGAGACAAAUCAGGCUGUAAAGAUAGAACAAGCUGAACAAAAGGAAUUGCCUAAGCAAACCGAACAGGUACUGCAAACACAGCACUGCUCCUUACAGCAGAAUCAGCUGCAGCAGCACACAUCACCAUUGUCACAGUUGCCAUCUCAUCAAAUGUUAAUUCAGCAGCAAUCACAACAAAAAAUGUCAUCACUACAGCAACUGCAGCAAUUACAGACUUCACAUUUACAACAAUCACCGCAAGUCUUACAACAACAAAUAUCUAAUCAAACACCUCAGACUUCCCAACAACAACAGCUGCAAAAUCAAAAUGUUCAGCAGCCCCCAAAUUUGCAGCAGCAUAAUAAGGCACAUGGACAAUUUCAACAGCACCAAAAUGUUCAAGUACAGCCAGUAAACUCUCUAGUCCUACGGGCUGGCCUGCAGACACCAGAGUCACAACAUCAGGUAGGACAUGCACAGAGUCCACAACUACAAAUGAAAAGUCAAAUGCUGCAGCAGCAGUCUCAACAGCUGCAGCAACUUCAGUUGCAGCUUUACCAGCCUCAGCAGAUGACUAUACAAAACCAAGCUAGCCAAGUUAAGCAUCCGACUCAAAGCCUGUUGCCAGCACAGCAGCAAACACACCAACAAAUUCCACAACAACCACAGGUGAGGCAGUCACUGGCCAUUCAACCAUCACAUACUCCAAAUGUAAAGCAGAAUCAAAAUCAACAGCUGCAGCAGCAAAAACUACAGCAACUUCAUCCGCAUCAGAUUCAACAUGUGCAGAAAAUUCUGCAGCUAAAACAGCAAAUGCUAAAUCAGCCUCCCCAGAAGCAAUUUCAACUACAACAGCAAAUCCAAAUGCACUUGCAACAGUUGCGUCAACAAGCACAACUGCAAUUAGAACAACGUCAGGAACCAAAGAGAGAGACACAAGAGACUACGACUGUUUGCCCAGAGCCUGUACCAACUGUACAGACCACUCAAAGCAAAUCCUCAGAGGAGCAUGUCCCUAUCAUAAAGUCAGAGAAUAAUCUUUCUGCAGUAAAAAACUGUCCUAGUAAUUUGUCACCGCCAUCCAACCAUGGUCAGAACCCAGAUUCCUCAUCUUCCAAAGAGGCCUCUUUAGCCUCAUCCAUGUUAAGUAGCGUGCAUGACUCAGAUGCAAAAUUUGCUGAUACUGUCAACAUUUUGCCCAAAGAACAGUCCAAAGAAUCAGAACCAUCAAAUGAAAUCAGUUGUCACCCAUCAUUUGCAACUGGAGGCAUACAUUCUGAUAAGCAAGUAGAGGAACAGGGCAAAGUAACAGAAAGUUACACUGAAAAGGAGUCCAACACAAAAUCAUCUUCAAAUUCAAAUGUCCAUUUAGAGGUUGGUGAAAUGGCUGACUUUCCCAAGCUCCUUAAACAGGAGCCCGUAGAGCUUGGAGUAGCUAUCCAACAGAGUGAGGCAAAUUGUGAUAAUACAUCCCUUGGGGCCAAAACGGAGGCUGGGCAUCUCUUGCUUCAGAAAUUGCUGCGUGCCAAGACAGUUCAGCUUGCUACCCAGCGCUCAGCAGAUCCUCUUCAUGCAGAUAUAAAUGGUCAUAUCGACAACAAAUUAACUGUUCUUGAACAGAAACUAAAAGCUGCUACACGGAAUCAGGAGGACAUUGGUGCAAAGAAGACUGUCCCUAAACCAAAGAGGACACAGAAGACAAAUGAAAGGGUACCUAACUCUCGCAAAAAAAUUCGCCGAGAGGAUAGUAUAAAAUCUCCUGAUGCCAUUAUGAAACAGCUAAAGCAGGAACUUUCUCUGUUACCACUUGUGGAGCCUUCAAUCACAGCCAAUUUCAGCCUUUUUGCUCCAUUUGGUAGUAGCAGCCCUGUUAAUGGCAAAUGCCCUCUUAAAGGAUCUUUUGGCAGUGGAGCCCUGGAGAGCAUCCCAGACUAUUACACACAGCUACUUAAUAAGAAUAACCUCAGUAACCCUCCAACACCUCCAAGCUCGCUGCCGCCCACUCCACCUCCCUCUGUGCAGCAGAAAAUGGUUAAUGGGGUUACAGCAGCAGAUGAUCUGAGUGAUGCAAAGAAAGAAACUGAAAGCAGUGUAGAAACCGAGGAUAAGAAAGGUACGGUUGAACGUAGCCUGGACCUGUUGGCAGCAUUACCUACCCCUCCACAUAAUCAAUGUGAAGAUGUCCGGAUGGAGAGUGAUGAGGAAAGUGAUGUCCCUGAUAGCAUUGUGCCAGCUUCCUCCCCAGAGAGUGUCCUUGGCGAGGAAACUCCGAGGUUUCCCACACUCUGUGAAGUAAAGGAAGAAGAGGAGGAGAGAUCCUUGUCACCAGUCAUACCUCUUAUUCCUGUUUGCUCCAUACCAGUGUUCCCAGAUGUGAAGCCUGCUGAGACAUUGGAAGCUAUACCAGAGCAUUCUGGGAAGGUACUUGUGACUUCUGCUGGGGGAACUGUUUCAUGGGAAAAGUCAAAGGGCAGUGAAGUGUCUGUUAUGCUCACCGUAUCGGCGGCAGCAGCUAAGAGUCUGAAUGGUGUUGUUGCAGCAGUUGCUGAUCUGCUGAGUAUCACGUUACCAAGUUCCUAUGAGGUACUUUUUCCAGAGAGGGGUCUCAAAAGUACUGUAGAGGUAAAGAAGCCUGAAGAUUCCUCCACAGAUGGUGAGAAGGAAAAGUCUCAAAUGGGGAAAACAGAAAACAGUACAGACUGGCUAAAGCAGCUUGACGCUGUACUUCCUGGUUAUACGCUGAAGAAUGAGCUGGACAUUCUUACUCUGUUAGCACAGGAAGAGAAUGUGAUUGAGAAUCCUGCACAUCAUUAUUACAUGAACAAUGUGUCUAACCUAGAUGUGCGCCAGCUUCCAGUGUUACCUGAAGUAUCUUCUCCUCCACCAUCUCCUUUUGUUCCAUCUCCUGCUACCCCUGCAGAGCCUUCUGCUGAACCAGAUCCCCCAGUACCUCUUGAGCCAUUACCUAUGCCUCCACCUAUGUCUCCAGAUAAAGAGGACUGUAAGGACAUGGCCAAAAUUAAGCAACGUGCACGACCACCAGAGGAUGUCAUUGAGGAGCCUAAGCCACGAAUAAAAAAAUGGAAAGGUGUUCGCUGGAAGCGUCUGCAUAUACUGAUCACGUUUCAGAAAAUUGGCACGCGGCAUUGUGAAAAAGAAAUAUGUGAGGUAAUAGAAAGACUAGGGACCACUUUAAGGCCGGAAACCUUACCUCCAGACCUUCGCAAAUGCUGCUUCUGUCAUGAAGAAGGUGAUGGAACUACUGAUGGACCAGGUCGCUUGCUUAAUUUGGACCUUGAUCUUUGGGUGCAUCUUAACUGUGCCCUGUGGUCUACAGAGGUGUAUGAGACGCAAGGUGGAGCACUAAUAAAUGUGGAAGUUGCCCUUCAUCGAGGCUUGCUUACCAAGUGUAGUCUGUGCCAGAAAACUGGAGCCACCAAUAGCUGCAACCGCCUUCGUUGCCCAAACGUGUAUCAUUUUGCCUGUGCCAUCCGUGCAAAGUGUAUGUUCUUUAAGGAUAAGACUAUGUUGUGUCCGAUGCACAAAUUAAAGGGGCCGUGUGAGCAGGAGUUGAGCUGUUUUACAGUCUUCCGACGUGUAUAUAUAGAAAGAGAUGAGAUUAAUCAAAUUGCCAGUAUUAUCCAACGUGGCGAUCGCAUCAACAUGUUUAGGGUUGGAGGACUUGUUUUUCAUGCCAUUGGUCAGCUUCUCCCCCAUCAGAUGCAGGAUUUCCAUAGUGUGACUGCCCUCUACCCUGUGGGAUAUGAGUCCACACGAAUUUAUUGGAGUAUGCGGCAUAGCCAUCGUCGCUGCUGUUAUCGGUGCAGAGUGUGUGACAACAAUGGAAACCCUGAAUUCACUGUCCAAGUUAUUGAGUACGGCUAUGAGGAUGUAAUACUCACUGACUCCUCUCCUCAAGCUCUCUGGAAUCGAGUUGCUGAACCUGUAGCCCGAAUGAGGAGAGAGACUGGAAUGCUUCGGCUUUUCCCAGAGUAUCUGAAAGGAGAAGAGAUGUUUGGGCUGACAUUGCAUGCAGUGCUGCGCAUUGCUGAAUCUUUGCCAGGAGUAGAGAAUUGCCAGAACUAUCUCUUCCGUUAUGGCAAACAUCCUUUAAUGGAGCUGCCCCUCAUGAUCAACCCAACUGGCUGUGCCAGAUCUGAGCCGAAGAUCAUGACCCAUUACAAGCGGCCACACACUCUGAACAGUACUAGUAUGUCCAAAGCCUACCAGAGCACCUUUACCGGGGAAAUCAACACACCCUAUAGCAAGCAGUUUGUGCACUCCAAAUCAUCUCAGUACAGACGGCUCAAAACUGAGUGGAAAAACAAUGUGUAUCUAGCUCGCUCACGGAUCCAAGGCUUGGGGCUGUACGCAUCCAAAGACCUUGAGAAGCACACCAUGGUCAUUGAGUAUAUAGGCACCAUCAUCAGGAAUGAAGUGGCAAACAGACGGGAGAAGAUCUAUGAAGAACAGAACCGAGGCAUUUAUAUGUUUCGAAUCAAUAAUGAACAUGUCAUUGAUGCCACUCUUACUGGUGGGCCAGCCAGGUACAUUAACCAUUCAUGCGCCCCCAACUGUGUUGCUGAGGUAGUCACUUUUGACAAAGAGGACAAGAUCAUUAUCAUCUCUAGUCGCCGGAUUCCUAAAGGAGAGGAGCUUACAUAUGACUACCAGUUUGACUUUGAGGAUGAUCAGCACAAAAUCCCUUGUCACUGUGGAGCAUGGAAUUGCCGGAAAUGGAUGAACUGAAUAGGAGUGCGAUGUUCUGAAUGCCUCUUAAUCAUCCUGCACAUCUGCCCUUUUGCAGAGAACCUGGGGAUAGAGCACAGGACACCUAAUGUGUCUCUGCCAUCACCUCACCCCCAUUUCUGCGGUUUAAGCCUUUCUUGAUAUGGCUGCAGGACUCAGGUAACCCUCUGCCUCUUAAUCAAGUAAGGCAAGUACAGUGACGGCAGGAAAGCAUUGCUACCAGUCUGAUACCUUCUAUGGUGAAAGGGAUAAACCAGAAGAAAAGACCGUUCACUGAAUACGAACAACCAGAUGUGUUAUGUGUAGCAUCCUUCCUUCAUCGAAGUUACAAGUGGUCUAUGGAGUAAGGAACCUUUUUUUUUUAAAUAAAUUCUGAUGACUUCUCUAAGUUGAGAGGUUCAGAAAUGUAAAACAAAAAAAAAUCAGUUCUUAGUUAACCAAGCAGUUUGACAAUCCUAAAUCUACUGGACCAUCGGAGCGCAAGAGAGAGCACAUGAGCCUGCAGACAAAGAGCACAGGAGAUGCUUUCAGCGAGCGCCAAGAGACAGUCCCAAAGACUGUUACCUGUCACAGCUACCCAAUCCCGGAGGCACCUGCCAGCACCUACCUCAUCUGCCUGUUGGAUAAUAUUGUGUAUAUGUGACACUCCCAUGGCAAGCUAUAAUAGAUAGCACCUCAUGAACAGUGACACAGCUCACCUGGAGUUGUGCAAUGAAAAGCUCUCCCACUGAUAACUUUCUCAAGCUUUGUGGCCUGUCUCAUGGCCUUUGAUUUGGGCUUUGAGCAGGUAGAAGUGCACUAAGGGACAUGCUUUCUGCAAACCACCUGCUUUCCCUCCACAGCACAUUUCUCCCCCUAUUCAAUGCCCGAUGAUCUCAUCCUUCUUAAUACAUGAAGCUUGAGAGGUUAUGAGAUCCUGCUGUGUAUAUGGGGUAGAGGAUAAUGCUAUUACGGUAGAGAUGUAUGUGUGACUGUAUGGAUGUAUGAAUUAAGAAUCCUUUGUAGCAGCUGUGUGUUCAUUAAACUACUCCCCUAAACUGUAUUGCUGUAAAGUCCAAUAUACAAUUUACAGAACAUUCUAGUAGUAUAUUUUUUUGAAGGUGAUUUUUUUUUUUUUUUUUUUUUUUUUUUUUUUUUUAAUCCUGGUUUUUGAAAUGUACUGUCUAUCCCACACAUCCUUCAAUAUGCCCCUCACAUGCAUUAAUCUAAAGCUGCUGCUUUUUUUCUUGGUAUAUACAUAGACCCCCUCCUUUUUUUUUUUUUUUAAGCACAGUGCUUGGGUGGAAACAGGUGAAAGGGAGUUAUUUAUUUAUACAUGUAAUUAUAUUUAUGAAUUAAAGCCUUGUGUGAGGGAAGUACAGGGUCAAUUUUUAUGACUGGCAUGGUAUUCCUGGGGUUUGCAUAGCUGAAAUGUUCAGUUAUCGACUUCCAGUAAUAAAGCAAAGGUGUACAUGUAAUGAUUAAGCACUAGUGAUGUCCUGGGAAGUGUGGUCAGUCCACAUACUGGUUCUGCAUAGAGUAGGUCACAAUCCUUUUGCCUUCCAAGCUACAUUUUUGUUUUAACCUGCUAGUGCUUUAAAUGCAAGAAAUGUUUUCUUUUUUAGUAUGUGUGUACCAGAGCAGUGUGAAAUUAGUCUUGUCCCCACAGCCACAUGUCUGUGGAUGUUACUUUAAUAACAGACACAGCAAUUAUGUUUGAAGUGCACAGAAAAAGAUUGAUGGCAAGAAUAGGCCAAGGGCAUUUAAAAUCAAAAACCGUGUGAAUAGGAGAGGUAAUUAAGUGCUGUUGCUUUUUAACACGAGCUGCUUCCACACCUGUUUUAAAAGCUGCAGACUUGUACAAAUAAAAGGAAAGAUAAGUGUAAAUAAAUGUAAGAAAAUAGAAAAGAAAUAAUUAAAAAAAAAAAUCAGAAUGGCGUGCAUAGUCGGCACCGUUUUAGCACGAAAAACCACUGGACACUAUGAAAACCCUGCAAAUUCCUAAUGAAAAGGCCCCUCUUUCCCUCCAAUUUCCCGCAUCUUUCAACCGUGAAUCUUCUGGGAGGGCAACAGGCUCUUCAGUGGAAGCCAACAGAAAAGUGAUUCUAGAUUAUCAUAGCUAUAAAUAGUUAUGUAGCUUUUAGGUAUACCCUAUACAGGUUUUAUUUUUUAUAUAUAUAUAAAAAAUAUUAUCCAGACCCAAGCUUGAAAUACUUGAUUUUUUUUUUCUGCUUGUAUAAAAAAAAAAACUUUAAAUUGCUGUGUUUGAUUUUAAUUUUGGUCUUCACUUGCAAAUAUUCGGUUUUCAUUUUAUAAAUAUAUAUAUAUAUAUAUAUAUAUUUCCUUUUUUGCCAUUUCCAUUUUUUAUUGACAAUUCUAUGAGGAGGUGUAAUUUGUGUGGUAAGAAUUCUGUACAGAAGAUUUGUCCAUGGUAGAAAAUAUAAAAUUAUUCCUUUUUAAAAAAAAAAAGAAAAAAAAAUGAAAAUACUUGUACGUGGCAUGUUUUGUAUUGAAUAUAAUUUUGAAAUGUAUAUAAUUUAUGUGAAAGGGGGCAAGUAAGAGAAGUCUCAUUUGCUUCUUUUUGGUUUGUUUUUAAAGGACAAAUAAAAUGCAUUUUAAAUACA